ACAUCUUCUGUACAUCUGUCAUCGUCCCUCCGCUGCUCUUCUUUCUCAGCGGCUCUCCAAGUCCCACUCACCCACCCAAACCCUCUCUCUCUCUCUCUUAUCUAGACUCUUUACAAAUCCUUAAGAGGAAUCGAGAUGUUGGGAUAUGAAAUUGAGGUUGAAUGGUGAAGAUGCAGUGUUUGGUAUGGUGCAGUGACUGGUGGUGUUGUAAUUGGUUGUUUGUCGAUGCUUGUUAAUGACUACCUUAUGUGCUAUGUGAUUUGCAGUAGUCUGGUUCAAUUGCAUACUCUGAGGAAAUUGUGUGGCUUUUCAACCUGCUUCUAGCAUGAACAUCUUCAAGCUGUUUGUGCCUACAAAAUGUGGCCUCAGAGCUUCCCUCACAUCUUCUAGAGCAUGUCUUUCCUUAUUCCAUUCAACCCCAGAUACCUUGGUGGAAGUUCAUUCUAGAGAGCAGGAAGUAAUAAUUGCUUUGGGAAGCAAUGUGGGAAAUAGACUUCAAAAUUUCAAUGAAGCCUUGCAGCUAAUGAAGAGAUCAGGCGUACAUAUCAGAAGGCACGGUUGUUUAUACGAAACAGAACCUGCUUAUGUGACUGAUCAGCCCCUCUUUCUCAACUCUGCUGUUAGAGGGGUUACAAAACUCGGGCCCCAUGAGCUGCUGGGAGUGCUUAAGAAAAUUGAGAAGGACAUGGGUCGAACUGAUGGGAUUAGGUAUGGUCCAAGACCGAUUGACUUGGAUAUAUUGUUUUAUGGGAAGUUUAGGAUUAGAUCUGAGAUUCUUACUGUCCCCCAUGAAAGAAUUUGGGAGAGACCAUUUGUAAUGGCUCCAUUGAUUGAUUUGUUGGGAUCGCAUAUAGAUAAUGACACAGUUGCGGGCUGGCAUUCCUUUGCAAUUCAUUCUGGUGGGCUUUAUGAAUCAUGGGAGAAACUUGGUGGUGAAUCUUUAAUUGGAAAGGAUGGGUUGAAGAGGGUAUUGCCCAUUGGAAAUUGCUUAUGGGACUGGUCACAGAAAACUUCUGUCAUGGGUAUCCUUAAUUUAACUCCAGAUAGUUUCAGCGAUGGAGGCAAGUAUCAGUCUGUAGAAGAUGCAGUUUCUCAGGUCCGCUUUAUGAUCUCUGAGGGAGCAGAAAUAAUUGAUCUCGGUGCACAAUCCACACGCCCAAUGGCAAAUAGAAUUUCUGCGGAGGAAGAGUUGGAUAGACUAAUUCCUGUCUUAGAAGAGGUUGUAAAGAUUCCCGAGGUACAGGGAAAGCUUCUAUCUGUGGAUACCUUUUAUUCACAGGUUGCUUCAGAGGCCAUAAGCAAAGGGGCUCAUCUUGUAAAUGAUGUAUCUGGUGGGCAGUUAGACUCGAAAAUGUUUAGUGUUGUUGCAGGCCAUAGGGUUCCUUAUGUUGCAAUGCAUAUGAGAGGUGACCCCUCUACUAUGCAAAAUAGUGAAAAUCUGGUGUAUGACAAUGUUUGUGAGGUAGUUGCAUCAGAGUUAUAUGAGCGGGUUAGAGAUGCAGAGUUAUCAGGCAUUCCAGCUUGGAGUAUUAUUAUAGACCCUGGAAUUGGAUUCUCAAAGAAGACUGAACAUAAUUUGGACAUCCUCAGGGGCUUACCAACCAUUCGAGCCGAGAUUGCAAGGAAGAGCUUGGCAGUUUCUCAUGCUCCUUUAUUGAUUGGCCCUUCCAGAAAGAAAUUUCUAGGUGAAAUCUGUGCACGCCCUGCUGCAGUUGAGAGAGAUCCAGCAACUGUUGCUUCUGUCACAACCGGGGUUUUGGGGGGUGCAAAUAUUAUUAGAGUACACAAUGUGAGAGAUAAUCUAGAUGCUGUGAAGCUUUGUGAUGCAAUGCUGGACCGGAGAAGAUCAUUUGCAUGAAAUAAGGAGUUUAAUUCACAAGGUCUUGGAUUCCAUUGCGUUGAAUUCCAGUAAACAUGCUGGUCGUGUACUGGUAAAGUGUCUGACAUUUUAUUUUUCUGGAACAUAUUCUUUGAUGUUCUUGUACCAAGCUUGCGAACGUAGGUACUUGAGAAUAGUUGAGUUAAUAAUGUGAUUUGUUCUUUGAUUAGUGGCUUACCUCUUAUGGGUACACAAAAUUCCUACCUAUAACGAGGUUUGUAACAAGAUUUAGAAGAGAUAAGUAGUAGACAGCCUUAUCUUCAUUUUGGACCAGAAAUUGAACAAGCAAUCUUUUUUUUUUUGGACAGAUGAACACUUCUAAUCGAUU
Molecule: messenger RNA, 2207 nt
Organism: Ilex paraguariensis (yerba mate)
Lineage: Eukaryota; Viridiplantae; Streptophyta; Magnoliopsida; Aquifoliales; Aquifoliaceae
Source: the annotation of a GenBank genome assembly